CGCGCAGAAUCCUGCCAGGACGCUUGGCAACCGUUGCUAAGGCCGAGUGCAGGCCCCGCCCCCACUGUGCGCGAGCUUGACGUCACUUCCGCAGGCGACCCCUUCCCGACCCUGCCGCCCCCACACCUAGUGGGAAGAUUGCAGCCACCUGCAGAGGUGCACGCCUGCUCCCUUCGGGGGCGCGGGAGCCUGGGGGCUGCCAUGGCCCCCAGCCACCUGUCCGUGCGGGAGAUGAGGGAAGAUGAGAAACCCCUGGUGCUGGAGAUGCUGAAGGCUGGCGUGAAGGACACAGAGAACCGCGUGGCCUUGCACGCCCUGACACGGCCACCAGCCCUGCUCCUCCUGGCCGCGGCCAGCAGUGGCCUGCGCUUCGUCCUGGCCUCCUUCGCCCUGGCCCUUCUCCUGCCCGUGUUCUUGGCCGUGGCGGCCAUGAAGCUGGGCCUGCGGGCCCGAUGGGGCUCACUGCCCCCACCAGGCGGCCUGGGGGGCCCGUGGGUGGCAGUGCGCAGCUCGGGUGACGUGUGUGGGGUGCUGGCCCUGGCCCCAGGCUCCAGUGCUGGGGACGGGGCCCGGGUCACCCGCCUCUCCGUGUCUCGCUGGCACCGCCGUCGAGGUGUGGGCAGGCGGCUGCUGGCCUUUGCCGAGUCCCGGGCUCGAGCCUGGGCGGGAGGCAUGGGGGAGCCCCGGGCCCGGCUCGUGGUCCCAGUGGCUGUGGCAGCUUGGGGCGUGGCAGGGAUGCUGGAGGGGUGCGGCUACCAGGCUGAGGGCAGCUGGGGCUGCAUGGGUUACACGCUUGUAAGAGAGUUCAGCAAGGACCUGUGACCGGAGCCAGCCGGGAGGGAGAUCACUUCUCGAGCACUCACCAUGUGCAGGUCCUCCCUGUGUGAACCCCCAGCCCUCUGGGGGCCCACAAACAGGCCUGCAGAGGGCAAGUCGCCCUGCUGCAGGCUGAUGUCUGUGUGUCGUGCGUGAACUUCUCGGAGAGGUCAACCUGUGCGGGGGUUUUGCGCACCGAGAAAUCUCGGUCUGUCCGCAAAGGCGGCCCCCUUUGUGGUACGGGCCUGGGAGAGAUGUGCGGGGAGGAGGAGACGGGGCCGGACGAGCGUGCCUGCCUCUGUGGGUUAAGACUUGGGGCGGGGGCACCCCAAAUGGGGGACACAGCCCUCCUGGGAACGGGGUGGAGUGCGAUGGCUGCAGGGGAUGAACAGAGCCUCUGCAGGGGAGGGUCAUCGGCUUAGAGAGGCCUGGGCAGGGUCGGGGUGGGCGCGGGGUGGGCGCAGGGCUGCCCGAGGCGGGCCCCUCCUGGGAAGGUGAGCCGAGAGGAGCGGCCAGACCCAUCUGGAUUUUUACACCCGAUUGUUAAUAAAGCCUGGUCUCGCUCUC
Messenger RNA from Acinonyx jubatus (cheetah), 1383 nucleotides. RefSeq names its product N-acetyltransferase 14 (putative) (gene NAT14). The coding region runs from base 202 to 822 and encodes 206 amino acids. The record is from RefSeq and is a predicted model, not a curated record. Gene Ontology annotation, molecular function: N-acetyltransferase activity. The transcript is spliced from 3 exons. Lineage: Eukaryota; Metazoa; Chordata; Mammalia; Carnivora; Felidae.